Messenger RNA from Aspergillus fijiensis CBS 313.89, 2619 nucleotides. RefSeq names its product WD repeat-containing protein (gene mdv1). Gene Ontology annotation, biological process: negative regulation of transcription by RNA polymerase II. The transcript is spliced from 5 exons. Lineage: Eukaryota; Fungi; Ascomycota; Eurotiomycetes; Eurotiales; Aspergillaceae. Gene Ontology annotation, cellular component: transcription repressor complex; nucleus. The coding region runs from base 393 to 2372 and encodes 659 amino acids. The record is from RefSeq and is a predicted model, not a curated record. Gene Ontology annotation, molecular function: protein binding.
AGGAAGACUCGCUGAUGGUUGGGAAAAGACCUUUGGAUAUAUAUGGGGAUUCGAUGCACUUUUCUUCUGGCGUCAUGUCGAUUCUCUUCGGUUCUAUCGCUCACCUCUCAUACUAUCACGCACAGCCACCGUCCUCUUCUCCCUUCCUUGGGUGGAGACUGAGCUCGAGCUCUCUCCAGUAAAAUACCACCCGAAACACGGUAAUUCAUCGCGUGCAACUCCGUCCAUCCAGAACUUCUUUCCGCAAUCUUCAAGGCUUAAAGAAAGCCGACCAACUGCCCGACUGACGACCGCACCCUGCUGAACGACCCUUUCCUUUCCCAACGCUGCAACUCUCGUAUGGGCUUGAGUGCCUCAAGCUCUCCUUCGCCCCCCUCGCCGGUGUUGCUGUCAUGGACAGGCGCCGUCGUGAUGAUUCGCCUUCCGGUCUAUCAGAUAUUGUCGAACAGGAUGGUCUUCUAGGAACCGGCAUCACGACUCGUCAUAUUGAGGCCUUUGGACGGAAAGUCACAUCGACUGCUGGGCAUUUGAUGGGACCGACUUCCGAAUCUUCCAACGGCGGCCACUACCACAACGCCAUGGUUGACAUCCAGCGCGAGCUGCGGCGCCCUGCCGCUCAGCGCAAUGUGUUCUCCCUGACCCAAACCACACCUACCGAUUUGGUCCGCUCUAAACUGUCUACAUCUGAGAUCCAAUCGCGAGCCAUCUCCUCCCUUCCUGAUGAGCUUCUCAUGAACAUACCUGAGGACAGCAGCUCCUACUCGCUCUUCCAAGGAUUUCAAGCCUCCCAAGAUGAUAUUGAAUAUCGAAAGGCCCACCGCCGGCGCUCGUCCAAGAGCAAGAAGCUAUUGAAGGAUGGGGAGACGCACGCCGCUUUACCUUCCGCGCCCACCGACUUGAGAAAGGAACGAGAUCUACUCAGCCGCAGGAUGGACCUGAUGGGUGUUCGCAAGAAUAUGUGCAGCUCGGAGAUACAUGAGAUAGACAAUAAGAUCGCAAACUUGCACAACAUGCGCAAGAUUGUUCUAGACCGGUUAGCCAGCCUAGAGAUGGAGGAAGCCGAACUGGAGCAUGAAUUGACGGAGGUUGAUAAUAAGUUGGAAGAUAUUGAACAAGACGAAGCAGCUCAAGCGCAGGCUCAGGCCCCGGCAACCCCAAAGUCAUCAGCAGCAAACGAUGACUCGACCAUUUCGGAAGACCCGGCAAUGGAUGCAUCCUUCAUGUCUGAGUCUAUAUACCAAAAGAUUCCUUCCCCUAAGAGCGUCAAGCAGAAAUCAAUAAGGAAACGCUCGAUGCCGAUUUUACAUGAACAUUUCAGCCCGGGUUCGGAGAUCAAACAAAUGACGGCUCAUUCCGACAUGGUCACUGCGAUUGAUUUCGACUAUCCAUUUGGUACUAUGAUCACCGCGGCGCUGGAUGACACCGUGCGGGUUUGGGAUCUCAAUGUUGGCCGUUGCAUUGGAUUCCUGGAAGGGCAUAAUGCUUCGGUGCGCUGUCUUCAGAUUGAGGACAACAUUGUUGCCACGGGCUCGAUGGAUGCAUCUGUCAAAUUAUGGGAUUUGAGUCGCGCCCGAACGAUGACCACUCGCGACAAUCGCAUCACCCGCCGCGAUGAUGGAGACGAAGAAACCGUUCCAGCCGACGACGCUUCCGUGGCAUCCCAUUCCACCACGCUGGAGGACUGCUUCGUCUACUCAUUAGACGCUCAUGUCGACGAAAUUACCGCGCUUCACUUCAAGGGCGACACGCUGAUUUCCGGGUCAGCCGACAAGACACUGCGACAGUGGGAUCUGGUCAAAGGGCGUUGUGUGCAAACGCUCGAUGUAUUGUGGGCGGCCGCGCAGGCGUCGUCGCUGGGAGGAGAUUCGCAAUGGCGCCCCUCAGGACGCCUGCCGGACGCAUCGGCAGACUUUGUCGGGGCUGUCCAGUGCUUCGAUGCCGCUUUAGCCUGCGGUACGGCAGACGGUAUGGUCCGUCUUUGGGAUCUGCGCAGUGGACAGGUUCAUCGUAGCCUGGUGGGCCACACUGGCCCUGUUACAUGCCUACAAUUCGACGAUGUGCAUCUGGUCACUGGAAGUCAAGACCGCAGUAUCAGGAUAUGGGAUCUCCGAAUGGGAUCGAUCUAUGAUGCCUACGCCUAUGACAAGCCCAUUACCAGCAUGAUGUUCGAUACCAAGCGGAUUGUUGCGGCUGCAGGAGAGAACGUUGUGAAGGUCUACGACAAAGCCGAUGGCCACCACUGGGAUUGCGGCGCCGGAGUCGGCGCCGAUGAACAGGGCCCAUCGCCUGCAACAGUCGAGCGAGUGCGACUGAAGGAUGGCUUCCUAGUUGAAGGCCGCAAAGACGGUAUCGUUGCGGCAUGGACAUGCUGAGAUGACUAUACAUUUCUAUGUCAUGCAAAACCCUGCCACGCACAUGCUAGCACUUGGAUGGUUUUGUGUUUUGUGACUGCUUUGAAUGCCUCAGCGACUGUAUAUUAUCUUUACGUUUGGCCCAACAUAGAAAGGAACCAUGGCGUCUUACGGUAGGAUCAUCCGUUGUAAACUAGUUUCUGACUGAUACAUGAUGCCCUGCUCGUGGUCACUCCACUACCCAAUGCUUAAAAUUCCUCUUUGUUCA